Messenger RNA from Megachile rotundata (alfalfa leafcutting bee), 2115 nucleotides. RefSeq names its product serine/threonine-protein kinase VRK1. NCBI's taxonomy places the organism in Eukaryota, Metazoa, Arthropoda, Insecta, Hymenoptera, Megachilidae. Gene Ontology annotation, molecular function: ATP binding; protein kinase activity. Gene Ontology annotation, biological process: protein phosphorylation. The record is from RefSeq and is a predicted model, not a curated record.
UUUUUUAUAAAAUUUUUUGUUCAUAGGAACUUUUAUGAUUUUCAUGAGAUUACCCUGGAAAAUUACAGUUUUCCCACUUUUAAAUCUUACGCGUGCAAAGCAACACAACGGCUGGUGCAUGGAUUUGUUGGUCGCCAAACAGCGUACCAAACAUUUACUUAAAUACUAAUUUGUCACUACGUUACACGUUUUGUUUUAUAACAAUUAAAGUUAUUCUUAGUUUAGUAUCUACUUAUCGAGGUUAUAACAUAUUGUAUAUAUUGCAAACAAUAAGAUUUCUUAAGCUCACAAUGUCUAAUAAAGUUGUAAAAAGAGCACCUAAGAAAAAAGGAGCAAAGGCAUAUAAAAUGCCUGAUCCAAUAUCUCCUGGUGAGGUAUUAACAGAUUUGACAAAAAAACAAUGGAUUCUUGGCAAAUCAAUUGGUAUUGGAGGUUUUGGAGAAAUUUAUUCUGCUGCUCCUUAUAACGGAAAGACUCCAAAAGAUUAUCCCAAUGUAAUUAAAAUUGAACCACAUGGAAACGGACCAUUAUUUGUAGAAAUGCAUUUUUAUAUGAGAAAUGCCAAAUCAGAUGAAAUUAAUAAUUGGCGAAGGCAAAAGAAACUUACAGGAUUUGGUAUGCCUCAAUAUAUUGGCAGUGGAAGUCAUGAAUACAAGAAUACAAGAUACCGAUUUGUAGUAAUGGAUCGGUAUGGUACUGAUUUAUGGAAAUUAUUUGAAGCAAAUAACAGAAAAUUUCCAGAACAUACUGUAUAUAAAGUAGCUUUACAAAUAAUAAAUGUACUGGAAUAUAUCCACCACAAAACAUAUGUCCAUGCAGAUAUAAAGGGAGCUAAUUUGUUGUUAGACUUAAAAUCUGGAGAUCAAGUUUAUUUAGUAGAUUUUGGAUUAGCUUCUCAUUAUACCACAAAAGGCGAAUAUAAAUUAGAUCCGAAAAAAGCACAUAAUGGAACUAUUGAAUACACUAGUAGAGAUGCUCAUAUGGGAGUACCAACAAUGCGUGGUGAUUUUGAAAUUCUGGGUUAUAAUAUGAUUCAAUGGUUAUGUGGUUCACUAUUAUGGGAAAAAAACUUAUCUGAUGCAGUUACAGUACAAAAGCAAAAGGAAAAAGCUUUUGAAAAUAUUCCAGAAUUUUUAAACAAAUGUUUUAAUGGACCAGUGCCAAAAACAAUACUUGAAUACAUGACCUUAGUAGCGAGUAUGAAAUUCAAUGACACACCAAAUUACGAAAAAUUUAAAAAAAUAAUAUCAGAUGGAUUAAAACGACUAUCGCAUAAACCAGAUGGAAAAUUAGAAUUCAAAGCAGAUGUUAAUUCUCAGAAACAAACUCUUAAAUCUACCCCACAGAAAGUAAAAAAAACAGUAGAUGGAAUCAAAAGAAGUCCUCGUGUACUUGCAAGAAAAAGUCUAAGUCCUGCAAAGGGUCUUGAUGAUAGCACAAUAGGAAUUGUAAUGGAUAAAAAACGUGGUGGUGUUAAGGAUAUAAAACAAAUAUUGAAUAACAUUGACUCUGACGAAGAAUAUGAUAUAAAAAUAGUUAAGAAAAAGAAAAAGACAGACAAUUCUAUAAAUAAAUCUAAAGAAGAAAAUACUUCAAUUAAAAGUAGAAGAAGAAUAAAAAGAAAUUAUGUUGAUUCAGCUUCAGAUUCUGAACCAGAGAUUGUAUCAAAGGGAACAAGAUCAAGACCUACUGCUCAAAAGGUAACACCUACAAGUACAAAAGGUCGUUCACGAAAACUUGUAAUUCAUGAAAGCGAGAAUUCUGAAGACGAUAUGUUUGAUAUGUAGAUUGUAAGUGUAAUGUACAUAUUAUGCAUUUGGAAUGCGUUCAUACGCAUUGGAAAAUUAAAUUUGGUAGAAUAUUGUAUAUUAUUGUAUGAAAAUAUGUAAAACUAACAUUUGUUUCUGCGUUAAUUAUGCAAAAUCUGUACCGUUUGCAAGUAUAUUUCGUCUUUGUACUGAGGAAGUUUAGAGAAAGUAAUAUAUUUUGAUACAUCUACAUUUUAAGUAAUUGUAAAUAACGUGUAAGGUUAGUAAAUUACAAUGUUGAGUGCUGACUGUUGAGCGGUAUUAAUUUUUUUAUAUUUGUACGAAAAUAAAAAUUGCCUUAUGAGUA